This is a messenger RNA of Danaus chrysippus (African queen), 4080 nucleotides long. NCBI's taxonomy places the organism in Eukaryota, Metazoa, Arthropoda, Insecta, Lepidoptera, Nymphalidae. The record is from the annotation of a GenBank genome assembly.
AUGGGAAACCAGCUUGUAGGUGUCGCUCCUUCUCAAAUAUUCCCCGUGGAACACUAUUUGAGCGACCAUGUAGACUUGACGUUUGAUCAGAGCCUUGGUUCAACGAGGUUCUUCAAAGUAGCCCGAGCUCGUACCCGUGAAGGUCUGGUAGUAGUGAAGGUAUUUGCUGUCCACGAUCCAUCAUUACCUCUUGCUGAACACAAGGAACGAAUUCUGAAAAUCAAAGAGCAACUGGCUUCGGCAUUCAAUUGUUUGCCGUUUCAGAGAGUUAUACUAACUGAUAAGGCUGGACUACUUAUCAGGGAGUAUCUUAAGUGUAGCGUCUAUGACCGGAUGUCAACACGACCGUUUCUCACUGUGUUGGAAAAGAAAUGGAUAACAUUCCAAGUGUUAUAUGCUUUGCACCGGAUGCACAAGCUUGGCAUAUGUCAUGGUGAUAUUAAGCUAGAAAAUAUAAUGGUUACUUCAUGGCUGUGGGUGCUUCUGACAGACAUAGCAUCGUUCAAACCAACCUUCUUACCAGAUGACAACCCAGCUGAUUUUAGCUACUUCUUUGAUACUUCCAGAAGAAGAUUAUGUUAUGUUGCUCCGGAGAGAUUUGUGGGGGCUCCGGACCCUAAUGCUAGGCCUCCAAGUGAUGACAGAAAUGCUGGUCUCUUGCUAAGCGAGUCUCCUUGUAAAGUGGGCGAACUAGUUCCCAGUAUGGACAUAUUCUCUGCAGGAUGCGCUCUACUAGAGCUAUGGAACGAUGGUACCCCAGCGUUGGAUCUGCCGGGGUUAUUGGCCUAUCGUAACGGUGAACCGCGACCCCCUACUAUGACGCUGCCGGACACUUGCGAGCCCCUACUACGAGAUUUACUGCACUCCAUGACUGAAAGAAACCCGAAGGAUAGACGCAGCGCUGAGAUAUAUCUGGAUGAAGCGAGAGGCACAUUAUUCCCUGAAUACUUUUAUUCGUUCCUUCAAUCCUACAUGCUGAUAUUCUCCGCCCAGCCGAUACUGCCCGCUGAUGAGAAGAUAACACGCAUCCAUCAAGACAUAAAGAACAUCAUUAAAAUCUUCACACAGACUUCAAACACCAAGAACUACCAAGACCUGGUCGAUGAGACUACUGACAACCAGAAGGUUGAAAUUGACGCUCUGAUGAAGGAAGGGUUCAGGGUUAUGAAGGUCAAUGUGACCGACUUGGAAGAGGAAGGAGUGACUCAAGAUGACCGACAGCUGGGACCCGAUAGUGAAGGGUUGAUAUUGAUUACGUCAUUGGUGACGUCAUGCAUCCGAGGCCUGCAUCAUUGUACCUCCAAGCUCUACUGCCUGGAGAUUCUUCAGCUGUUAUGUGAGAAUUCCACCUCGGAAGUCAUAUUGGACAGGAUAUUGCCUUUCAUUAUAUAUUUAUCCCAGUCGCCGGAGCCACGUGUCCGCGCGGCGUCUAUCUGGUGCGUGUGUCGCUGUGUGUCAUGUGUGCGUGUGCUGCCCUCGUCUGACUGUAAUGUGUUCCCGGAGUACAUCCUCCCGGAACUCGCGCCACGAGCCUCGGACCCCGCACUUCCGGUCCGCAUCGCCUACGCUAAUAACAUCGCUAAACUAGCUGAAACAGCUGUAAGAUUUCUGGAUCAAACUCAGAACAUGGCAGACAAAGAAGCAGCUAACAUCAACUAUGAGACGGAACUGUCGGCUCUACACGAGAUGGUUCGGUCGACUGUGUCUUACUUACUGACUGACUCACAAGCGGUUGUCAAGCGCGCGCUCGUUGAGAACGGCAUCACCAAAUUAUGCGUUUUCUUUGGAAAACAAAAAGCUAAUGACGUCAUCUUAUCUCACAUGGUGACAUUCCUUAAUGAUAAGGAAGAAGUCUCACUGCGAGGGUGUUUCUUCGAGCGCGUGGUAGGAGUAGCGGCAUAUGUCGGACAUCAUGCUGCUACUAUACUACUGCCGCUGCUGCAACAGGGUCUAACGGAUCAGUCUGAAUGGAUUAUAGCCAAGGCACUCCGCGCAACCACGAGUCUAGCGGAAUUGUGGCUCCUACCGAAACAGUCUCUGUGUGAUUUAGUUGCUGAAAGCUCGGUCUACCUCGCACAUCCUAAUUUGUGGAUCCGUCACGAGGUAUGCGGCUUGGUGUCGUGUGUUGCCAGUCUGUUGAACCCGAUAGAUGUCAACUGUAAGAUAUUGCCGUUAGUGUGGCCACAUCUCAAACAUAAGUUGAUGCAGUUUUAUUCCCAGGUUGAUAAAGCCGAGCUGUUGUUGGAGAGUGUCGCUGAGCCUAUACCGAGAAAGGUGUUGGACGCGGUGCUGAGACACGGAGACGUGGACCGGCUGGUGGUGACGCUGAGGGAGAGGAGGGCCACCAGGAUGAAGGUAAAGCAGGGUGUAAUGCCGCAGUAUUCUGAGAUGGGACAACAGCUAAAGAACUUGUUCAGACGACUGGCGUCAGAUGGUAUGACGGAACACGUUGAGAACCAACUGCUGGCGAUGAGCACUCACCUCAUUAAGAUACAGUGUUCAUCCACACAGCACAUUACUGAUGCGCCGGGAAAGUUAGUAUUGACUGGAAAGGAUAUAUCGAAAUCAGUGCAGUUGGAGGUUGGGGGACAAGACGUGGUUGAGAAGAUGUAUGUACAGAGACGGACACACAAGACGUCUGUCAACCACGAGACUCACAUGAACACUGAGUGGCAACACAUGUUUGGACAGACCACGGAACAGAGCACUGUUAAAGUGUGUGAGAGCCAGGCUGUGUCGAGUGUGUCGGGCGUAGUGUCCACGAGUGUCCCGCCCUCACACACACACUCACAGCUGGCACACAGCGCCACAUAUGUGCAAUACAGCAUGGCCCCCUGUCGGAUAGAGCUGAGAAACCUCAUAACGAGGAUGCAGCAGAAGUACAACAAGUCUCUGAGAAGUCACGAAGAUCCAUUAGAUUCCGGUGAAGACCUGGCGCCUCCCGCUAGCUGGAGACCUGGGAACACACUGCUGGCAUACCUCCACGAACACAGAUCUCGUGUGAAUCAGCUGGUCCGUCUGCCGGCUCACAGGUCUAUGUUCGCUUCCUGCUCCGACGACGGGACCGUGAGGCUGUGGGACGCGGCGCGACUACAGGGACACGCAUACGUUAACAAGUCCAAGUGUGUGUACAACCGUGGCGCGGGGGCCGUUGUGUCGCUGACUGCCUGCGAGGCGGGACACUCUCUGGCCGCCGCUACCACCGACGGAUCUGUGUUUGUGUUACGACUAGACGCUGGUUCCCGUCUCUGCCUGUCUCAGUGUCGCCAGCUUGAAAGCGGGGCGGAGGGGUCGUGUGUGGCUGUGUCGGCCGCGGGCGGAGUCCUAGCUGGGGUCAUCUCAUACGCUACCCUUGGAGCUUGUGUGGUCGGAUGGGAUCUUAGAGCCCCCGGUAACGCGUGGAAGCUUCAAGGAGAUCUCAAACAGGGCGUGUACACAUGUCUAUACGCCAAUAGUUCGGGUUACAUAGCGGUGGGUACCUCCAGCGGCGCCGUGUGUGUGUGGGACCUUAGGUUCAGUCUGCCGAUCACGUCCGUCAAACAUCCAAACUCUGAGCGUAUUCGUCGUAUCGUGGGCAGUGGUGGGCGCCGCGUGUGGGCGGUGGGCGGUCGGGAUGCAGCCUCCUGGUGUCUUGAGUCCACUCAGAGGACACACGCUCUGUGGCCCUUCACAGCCUCGCAACAACCCUUGAACUAUGAACAUGCGUCGUCUCACUAUAUAUCGAGCGCGUACUGCGGCACCCGUGACGGCAGCAAGCUAGUGGUGAUGGGCGGCUCCGACCAGCGCCUGAGGCUGUGGGACCUGCAGCACGCGGAGGACUCGCACGUACUGCUGCACGCGCACAACGAACAUAUGGACGGAGUCAAAUACAGGAGUCGUAUCAUUGACGGGACGACUGUCAUACAAGAAAUUUGGAAACCGAAUCCAACAUCGACAACCCACGAAGACAAUGUAUACAGAACAGUCGAGUCACGGAGCUUCUAUCACACCGCACCGAUAACGGACAUCACGCUCGUGGAGGGGAACAAAUGUUACCUCGUCAGUUCAUCCGCUGACGGUGUCAUUAAUGUCUGGAAAUGA